UCUCCUGCCUUCUCUCCUACUAAGAAAAAGCAAAAGCAAAAGGAUGAAGAGUCGUUGAAUGAAUUGAGGUGAGAUCAGAACAGAUCAGAUCAGAUCAGUGGACGGUUUCGUGUGGGAACUGCACUGCACAUUACAGCACUGCUGAGGCUGAGAUAUGUGCAUUUUCUUUAUUAAUUUUCCUCAGCUCAGCCUAAAGCUGCAACAGAAUCAACCAUUUUCAGCAAAGUACGCAGGCCCUGCUUAAGGCCAUCCCCAACCUCAACCCCAAAUCCCAUAUCCAAAAUCCUCCAUAUUAAAACCAUACACUUGAUUGUGUUUUGUGUGUUCAUUCAUUCAUUCAUUCAUUCCAAGGCUGAGAGGAUAGGAGAUUCAAGAGAGAGAGAGAGGGAAAGGAGAAGAAAAAGAUAUUCAAUCUUUUUGGAGUUAUAUCGUAUCUAUCAUUAUUGUCCAUUGAGGAAAAGAAAAGAAGGGAAUAGACUAGAAAAGGCGUUGUGUUUUUAGCUCAAGAGAAAGGGAAGGGAAGGAAAGGUCAAUUUCAGUUGGAGAAGGAGAAGGAAGGAAGGAAGGAAGGAAGAAUGAAGAUAAAGAGAAAAAGGGCAGUGGAGAUGAUAGAGUAGAGCAAAAUAAAAUUAAAGCAGACCGACCACUCAUGCUUGGCUUCGGCCCGCGUGCUUCGAUGCAAAGAAAUCGACCCCUCAACAAAUUAUUUCAAGCUGCUCCUGCUACUGCUACUGCUUCUGCUUUCUUGCCUCCCUCCCUCCCUCCCUCUCUCCCUGUUUCUUCUUCAUGGAGAUGAUGAUGAUGGUUAUGAUGAGUUAUCCAUCCAUAAAGUGAGAAAGUAAAGGGAUACCCUCUCCUCCCCACCCCAGCCCCAGCCCCACAUCCAUUUUUCUUUUUCAAUAAGUUUAAUUUCUCCAUUGUUUUUGGAUUUUCCUACUUCACGCUUUGUUUGAUUGGUUCCUCUCAAUACUAUUAGAUUCUCUGAAAUAACUGUCUUUCUUGGCUUUAUUAUUCCUCUGUACCACUCCAGUCCAGUCUAGCCCCUCUUUCAAAUACUCAUCUCUUUCCCUUCCCUUCAGAACAAGAAUGGUACAGUAGUAAUAUAUUAAGAGUUCAGCUUUGAUGGCUGGUGGGUAAUUAGAUUGAUUCCAUGGAGGAUUAAACCAAAUCAUUACAACAGCACCCUCCAAUGGCUCCUGCUACUGAGGAGAAGGUUAGAACAGGAGCAGGUUUAGUCACUGGUCCACAAACUAAUCUCCUUGAAGGGAUCAAAUUAUUGAAGGAAAUGCAGGAUCAUACUGGGGCUAGGAAGCAAAUAAAUUCUGAGCUAUGGCAUGCCUGUGCUGGUCCAUUGGUCACUUUGCCUCAUGUUGGGAGCCUUGUCUACUAUUUUCCACAGGGUCAUAGUGAGCAGGUAGCUGUUUCGACAAAUCGAACUGCAACUGCACAGAUUCCGAAUUACCCGAACUUACCCCCUCAGCUUCUAUGCCAAGUUCACAAUGUUACAUUACAUGCCGACAAGGACACCGAUGAAAUUUACGCCCAGAUGAGCCUGCAGCCUGUGAAUUCUGAGAAGGAUGUCAUCCCGAUGCCCGACUUCGGAUUUAAGCCCAACAAACAUCCGGCGGAGUUCUUCUGCAAAACCUUGACAGCCAGCGAUACAAGUACUCACGGUGGCUUCUCGGUUCCUCGAAGAGCGGCGGAGAAACUAUUCCCACAAUUAGAUUACUCGAUGCAGCCUCCAAAUCAGGAGCUCGUCGUCCGCGAUUUGCAUGACAAUACAUGGACUUUCCGUCAUAUUUACCGGGGGCAGCCUAAGCGGCAUCUUCUUACGACGGGUUGGAGUAUGUUCGUCAGCGCUAAACGUCUUCGAGCUGGCGAUGCAGUUCUCUUUAUCAGAGAUGAAAAGUCUCAGCUUCUGCUCGGAGUGCGGCGAGUUAACCGCCAGCAAACAACUCUGCCGUCUUCCGUACUCUCUGCCGACAGCAUGCACAUCGGAAUCCUUGCUGCGGCUGCACAUGCUGCUUCUAGCAGAAGUCCCUUUACGAUCUUCUACAAUCCGAGAGCAUGCCCCUCGGAAUUCAUCGUGCCAUUUGCUAAGUAUCGGAAAGCAAUUUAUGGUACUCAGCUCUCAAUUGGGAUGAGGUUUGGAAUGAUGUUUGAAACCGAAGAAUCGAGCAAACGAAGAUAUAUGGGGACAAUUACCGGUAUUAGCGACCUUGAUCCAUUGAGAUGGCCGAAUUCAAAGUGGCGUAGUCUUCAGGUGGAGUGGGAUGAGCCCGGCUGUGGCGACAAGCAAAACCGAGUGAGUCCUUGGGAGAUCGAAACACCCGAAAGCCUCUUCAUAUUUCCGUCUCUAGCUGCCAAUUUCAAACGUCCUUUCAACUCUGCUUUCCUCGGACAACAAACUGAAUGGGAGACUAUGAUGAAUAGGCCAUUCCUUCGUGCACCGGACAAUUCAUAUGGCGAUCUUCCAUGUGCCCCGGCAUCAAGUUUGUGGUCGGAUCAACUGCUGAAGCUCCUUGCAAAACCUCCGAGAAUUCUCUCGCCUGCAAACACUGCGCCUUUCAUGCAAGAAGUUAAAGAAGGUGCUCCAAUAGAGUCCGAGGCUCUAAUGCAGUCAGCAGUUGAGCAUAAAGCCGAGGCCAUUGGACAAGAUGUAUUCCCACAAGGCGAAACCAGUCACAUAUCGAACACGAAUGCAUCAGAUCCAGGAAAACCAGUGCUUCCGGACAACAAUACACACGUGACGGAUCAGGGAGGAAGCCAGUUUCAGUCCCACGGACAGCGCGACGAGGAUAAACUUCCUGUGAAAUCAAUGGAUCAGCAAAAUCUUGUAGGUGAGUUUUCAGCUAUGGAGGAACCUGGUGGUGCUUUACCUUUGCAGACAUCAAUGUGGGCUGCGCAAGCGCCGCUCGACUCCCAUGUUGUUCAAACUCAGAGUUCUUCUGCUGGCACAAAUAACUUGGUUCAGUUUCCGGGACAGGUCGAAUUUACCUCGUAUCCUCCGAUGUGUUUGUCUCCUUGUGGCUCUCUUAGGAACUCGGGAUCUUUGCCCGUUUUUAAGAAAUCUGAUCAGCCUUCUUCGACUUCAAAUGCUGCUGCUUACUCCGUGCUGCCUUCUAUCGGCCAAGAUUUGUGGGAUCCGAAUUAUAACAGUACAAAGUGUGUUCCUGAGCCCAAUCUGCCUACGCUGUUCCCUGUUCAAGACAUGUCGAGCUUUCAGUAUAGUUCGUGUGGCAACCAUAAUGACUUGUAUAGCUGUUUCAACCUCGACGGUAGUAACAGUGGUAGCACAGUGAUUGAUCCGUCGGUUUCUAGUGUGGUUUUAGACGAUUUCUGUGCACUCAAGAAUGCAGACUUCCGGAGCCCGUCUGAAUAUCUUGUCGGAAACUUCUGUGUGAACCAAGAUGUCCAAUCCCAGAUAACGUCGGCGAGCCUGGCAGAUUCUCAGACAUUCUCUCGGCAAGAAUUUGCCGACAACUCAGGUGGGGCGUCUUCAAGCAAUGUCGAUUUUGAGGAUAACAACAUUCUGCAGCAUGGCUCAUGGAAGCAAGUCACUCCGAGAUUCCGAACUUAUACAAAGAUUCAGAAGGCUGGUUCUGUUGGAAGGUCUAUCGACGUGUCGAAUUUCAAGAACUAUGAUGAGCUACGAGCUGAAAUCGAGCGAAUGUUUGGUCUCGAGGGACUGCUGAACGACUUAAGCUCGGGAUGGAAACUGGUCUAUGUGGAUUUUGAGAGCGACGUCCUUCUUGUAGGCGAUGAUCCCUGGGCGGAAUUCGUGGGCUGCGUCAAAUGCAUCAGAAUUCUGUCGCCGUCGGAAGUGAAGCAGAUGGGCGAAGAGGGAAUGCAGCUGUUGAACUCUGUUGGGGUGCAAGGCAUCAAUGGCGGAUCAGCCUCCGCAUGAAUGACAAAUGCAUUCUCGUACUAGAUCUUCAAAUAAGCUGCCUCUCUCAUCUCUAGUUUAGUGUAUCUAACUAUCUCCAUCUAUCUAUCUAUCAAAUUUGCCUUGUUGCUGUCGUCAACGGUUCUUGAGACUGAAAUUUCCAUCGACUUUAUCCA
Messenger RNA from Andrographis paniculata, 4062 nucleotides. RefSeq names its product auxin response factor 5. NCBI's taxonomy places the organism in Eukaryota, Viridiplantae, Streptophyta, Magnoliopsida, Lamiales, Acanthaceae. The record is from RefSeq and is a predicted model, not a curated record. Gene Ontology annotation, biological process: regulation of DNA-templated transcription; response to hormone. Gene Ontology annotation, cellular component: nucleus. Gene Ontology annotation, molecular function: DNA binding; protein binding. Bases 1190 to 3907 code for a protein of 905 amino acids. The transcript is spliced from 14 exons.